GUAUUCUUUGGGACCCGCAUUUUUGCAAACGCCUGGCCAUCAUCUCAUCCGGCACCAUUCGGUAAAUCUGAAUAAAUGCGAGCUUAGUUCCCUUUGCUCGAAACCCGGAACCUUGAAGUAAUCCUCAGCCACAACCCUUCGGAACGACUAACACGCAUUGACAACUCGCAAGUCUAGGCGUGCUCGUUCUCACAAACAGUGAGGCAGUCAAGGUCUAUCCGCAAUGUCGGCGCUCAAAUUUGUGCCCUUCUCCUCAGAGAUAGAGCUGCCCUUUUACACGGCUCUAUUCUCGUCGAAGCUCGACCAUGACAAGCUUGACGAUUCCGCGCGUCCGGUGUUGGGCUUGUAUGAGCCUCACGCCCAAGCCAGCCCAGAGUCGAGCACUAGGAUGCAGAUUCUAGGUCAUGCGCUCACAAGUAAGGACGUGCCCACCGGCAUGUGUCGAGCAAAGGGGUACAUCAAGAACGUCAACACCAUUGAGGAGUUCAAAAACACAGAUACGAACGCCAUGAUCACUGAUGCUGGUCGCCAGAUUUGGGAUGCGAUUCUAGACGGCACGAUCUACUCAGUACCAUCGCUCCUCUCGUCGUUCGCCAUCCUCUCAUUUGCAGAUCUGAAGAAGUACCGGCUUAUUUACCGCUUCGCAUUUCCUGCGCUUCACUCUGACCCGCCCUGGAAGCGAACCGGAGAAAUUGGACACCUUGACUCCAAGGAGAGCACGGCCCUCGUUGAGGCGGUAGGGACCUGGCGGUACUCCAUUAGCAACGAGAAAGAGCACGGCUUCUUUCUUGCGAAGAAGGUACGCGGCGUCGACGCAUCGCCCAAGGGCCCCUUUGACGAUUCAUCGACGGAACUUGGGUAUCGAUGGGAAAUUGGCGCCCUUAGAGACUUUGAGACGGGCUUCUUCAACAAUGCCGCCGAGGAUGACCGAUAUGUCGCCUUUGUCGAUCCCUCCAACUAUCCGGAUGCCCCGGCGUGGCCACUCCGGAACCUCCUAGUUCUGAUCAGGCAAAGGUACCGUCUAGACAAGGUUAAGGUGCUCUGUUACCGUGACACACAUGGGAGGAGGCAUGAGGCGCGAAGUAUAGUUCUUCCGCUCUCCGUCGAGCCAGCUGAGAAUACGGAGCCAGCAAAAAUGCCCAACGUGACGGGUUGGGAGAGAGAUCCGAGCGGCAAACUGAAAGCCCGAGUGGCCAACCUAGCCGAGUACGUGGAUCCCACACGGCUGGCCGACCAGGCUGUCGAUCUAAACCUUAAAUUAAUGAAAUGGCGGCUUGCACCAAACCUCGACCUCGACACUAUCAAGGGUACGAAAUGUUUGUUGCUCGGUGCAGGCACCCUGGGGAGUUACGUCUCCAGGAACCUGAUGGGUUGGGGUGUGCGGAAGAUUACUUUUGUCGAUUAUGGUGCCGUAUCGUUCUCAAAUCCUGUCCGCCAGCCGCUAUUUCAGUUUGACGACUGCCUCAACGGAGGUAAAUCCAAGGCACUUCGCGCUGCCGAGGCGCUCAAGGAAAUUUACCCCGGAGUUGAAGCGGAGGGUCACGUCUUGUCCGUGCCGAUGCUGGGCCACCCUGUGCUAGACGAGUCCAAAGUGAUGGCGGAUUUCACCAAGUUACAGGAGUUGAUUGCCUCACAUGAUGCCAUCUUUCUCCUGAUGGACACGCGGGAGUCGAGGUGGCUGCCAACCCUGAUGGGCAAGGCCGAGAACAAGAUCGUGAUGAAUGCGGCUCUCGGAUUUGACACGUACGUAGUGAUGCGGCACGGUGCAGCCCCAGAGAACGGCAGUGGAGAGACUUUGGGCUGCUACUUUUGCAACGACGUUGUCGUCGCUGCCGAUUCCCUGAAAGAUCAGACGCUCGAUCAGCAGUGCACCGUAACACGCCCGGGCGUCGCGGCGAUAGCCUCGGCGCUGCUCGUGGAGCUGCUCACAAGCAUCCUGCAACACCCCCGGAAACAGCACGCGCCAGCCCCCGUAGCCACAUCGGGGCAGAACUACGAGCGCGACCCGCACGACCAUGCCCUGGGCAUCGUACCGCACCAGAUCCGGGGGUUUCUGUCCACGUUCCAGAACAUGGUCAUCCACGGGAGGUCUUACCCGCAGUGCAGCGCGUGCAGUGGUCCGAUUUUAUCGGCCUACAAGUCCGAGGGUUGGGAGUUUGUCAAGAGGGCUCUGAACAGCCGGGAGUAUGUUGCCGAGCUAAGCGGGCUGGCAGAGGUGCAGCGAAAGGCGGAAGCGGCCGCUGCUGAGGUGGAAUGGAGCGAGGAUGAGGGGAUGGCCGAGGAGGAAGGGGAGGGGAUUUUGCUUUGAUACCUACCUUGGCAAGGCGACGGUCUCGUUUGGUGGAAGGACUUGCCGCUUGAAAUGUGCUCGUCUGGCUUGAAGCCUGGGCUGGGCGAAUGACCAGCUUUUCUGAAUUGUCGUUCACCAGUCACGUUUGGGAAGGGCUGGAUCUGGAUCUGGAUUGCUGAAAAUCUAAUGGACUGGAUGUAUAAAUCCACGAACAAAGCCGGCGUUGAGAUGAUCGUUAGGUAGCUAUUUGCCAUGAGAUAGUCAGGACUAAGGAGCGUUCUUGCAUGUCCCAACAUCCCAUGUUGUCAUUUUGUAGCCCCUAGGUAGCUCC
Molecule: messenger RNA, 2621 nt
Organism: Canariomyces notabilis
Lineage: Eukaryota; Fungi; Ascomycota; Sordariomycetes; Sordariales; Chaetomiaceae
Product: E1-like protein-activating
Exons: 4
Coding region: 224-2308 (694 amino acids)
Biological process (GO): piecemeal microautophagy of the nucleus; protein modification by small protein conjugation; autophagosome assembly
Cellular component (GO): cytoplasm; phagophore assembly site
Molecular function (GO): Atg12 activating enzyme activity; Atg8 activating enzyme activity
Source: RefSeq, a predicted model, not a curated record